UCGAGGCUCGGUUUCUCUACCCGGGCCCCAUCUCGUCGCAGCAGGAUGAUCGCCUCGCAUAUGAUCACCUGCUUAUUCACCGAGCUCAACCAAAACCAAGUGCAGAAGGUUGACCAAUAUCUGUACCACAUGCGUCUCUCAGAUGAGACCCUUCUGGAGAUUUCUAGGCGGUUCCGGAAGGAGAUGGAGAAAGGACUAGGAGCCACCACGCACCCUACUGCAGCUGUGAAAAUGCUGCCCACCUUCGUGAGGUCAACUCCGAAUGGGACAGAACAUGGAGAGUUCCUGGCUUUGGACCUUGGAGGAACCAACUUCCGUGUGCUUCGAGUACGGGUGACAGAUAAUGGCCUCCAGAAGGUGGAGAUGGAGAACCAGAUCUAUGCCAUCCCUGAGAACAUCAUGAGGGGCAGUGAAACCCAGCUGUUUGACCACAUUGCCGAGUGCCUGGCCAACUUCAUGGACAAGCUGCAAAUCAAAGCGAAGAAGCUCCCACUGGGCUUCACCUUCUCAUUCCCCUGCCACCAGACGAAACUAGAUGAGAGUUUCUUGAUCUCAUGGACCAAAGGGUUCAAGUCCAGUGGUGUGGAAGGCACAGAUGUGGUGGAUCUGAUCCUGAAGGCUAUCCGGCACAGAGGGGACUUUGACAUUGACAUUGUGGCCAUGGUGAAUGACACAGUUGGGACCAUGAUGACCUGUGGUUAUAAUGAUCAGAACUGUGAGAUUGGUCUGAUUGUGGGUACUGGCAGUUAUGCCUGCUAUGUGGAGGAGAUGCGUCACAUUGACAUGGUAGAGGGUGACGAGGGACGGAUGUGCAUCAACAUGGAGUGGGGAGCCUUUGGGGACGAUGGUACCCUCAAUGACAUCCGCAACAAGUUUGAUCGAGAAAUCGACAUGAGCUCACUGAACCCUGGGAAACAGCUGUUUGAGAAGAUGAUCAGCGGGAUGUACAUGGGGGAGCUGGUCAGGCUCAUCCUGGUGAAGAUGGCUAAGGAAGAGCUGUUAUUUCAGGGGAAGCUCAGCCCAGAACUCCUUACCACUGGCUCUUUCGAAAACAAAGAUGUAUCAGAUAUCGAAGAGGAGAAGGAAGGACUACAGAAGGCCUACCAGGUCCUGGUGCGUCUGGGUCUGAAUCCGUUGCAGGAGGACUGUGUGGCCACACACCGAAUCUGCCAGAUUGUGUCCACGCACUCGGCCAGCCUGUGCGCAGCCACCCUGGCCGCGGUGCUGUGUCGAAUCAAGGAGAACAAGGGCGAGGAGUGUCUUCACUCCACCAUCGGUGUCAAUGGCUCUGUCUACAAGAAACAUCCCCAUUUUGCCAAGCGUCUUCACAAGGCCGUGAGGAGGCUGGUGCCCGACUGUGACGUUCGCUUCCUCCGGUCUGAGGAUGGCAGCAGAAAAGGGGUUGCUAUGGUGACAGCGGUGGCUUACCGGCUGGCUGACCAACACCUGGCCUGCCAGAAGACCCUGGAGUCCCUGAAACUGAGCCACGAGCAGCUGCUGGAAGUCAAAAGGAGGAUGAAGGUAGAAAUGGAGCAAGGUCUGAGCAAGGAGACACAUGCUGUAGCCCCUGUGAAGAUGCUGCCCACUUAUUAUGUGUGUGUCACCCCAGAUGGUACAGAGAAAGGAGACAUUCUGAUCUUGGAUCUUGGAGGAACAAAUUUCCGGGUCCUGCUGGUGCGUUUGCGUAACGGGAAGCAGAGGGGUGUGGAGCAUAGUGGAACUAUGAUGAUGCAUAAGAUCUACUCCAUCCCGCAGGAUGUCAUGCACAGCACUGGGGAAGAGCUCUUUGACCACAUCAUCCAGUGCAUCGCGGGCUUCCUUGAGUACAUGGGCAUGAAGGGCAUGUCUCUGCCGCUGGGUUUCACCUUCUCCUUCCCUUGCCAGCAGAACAGCCUGGACCAGAGCAUCCUCCUCAAGUGGACAAAGGGUUUCAAGGCAUCUGGCUGUGAGGGCAAGAACGUGGUCACCUUGCUCAAAGAGGUGAUUCACCGGCGAGAGGAGUUUGACCUGGAUGUAGUUGCUGUGGUGAAUGACACAGUUGGGACUAUGAUGACUUGUGGCUAUGAAGACCCUAACUGUGAAGUCGGCCUCAUUGUUGGUACUGGAAGCAAUGCCUGCUAUAUGGAAGAGAUGCGAAAUGUGGAGCUGGUAGAUGGAGAGGAGGGACAGAUGCGUGUCAACAUGGAGUGGGGGGCCUUUGGGAACAACGGCUGCCUGGAUGACUUCCGCACAGAGUUUGAUGUUGCUGUGGAUGAGCUCUCUCUCAACCCUGGCAAACAGAGAUUUUAGAAGAUGAUCAGCGGCAUGUACUUGAGCGAGAUUGUGCGCAACAUCCUCAUCGAUUUCACUAAGAGAGGGCUGCUCUUCCGUGACUGCAUCUCCGAGCGCCUCAAGACAAGGGGGAUCUUUGAGACCAAGUUCCUGUCUCAGAUCAAAAGUGAUUGCCUGGCCCUGCUGCAGGUCCGUGCCAUCCUGCGCCACCUGGGGCUGGAGAGCACCUGUGAUGACAGCAUCAUUGUGAAGGAUGUGUGCACCGUGGUCACCCGGCGUGUGGCCCAGCUCUGUGGUGCAGGCAUGGCUGCUGUGGUGGACAAGAUAAGAGAAAACCGAGGACUGGACAGCCUCAAAGUGACAGUGGGUGUGGAUGGGACUCUCUACAAGCUUCAUCCUCACUUUGCCAAAGUCAUGCAUGAGACAGUGAAAGAUCUGGCUCCCAAGUGUGAUAAGUCCUUCCUGGAAUCUGAGGACGGCAGCGGGAAGGGCGCGGCUCUUAUCACUGCGGUGGCCCGCCACAUCCGGGCAGAGUUGGAGCCGGAGACCAGACAGGACUUCUGUUUCAUGGCCACUUCCCCGCUUUAA
This is a messenger RNA of Peromyscus californicus insignis, 2859 nucleotides long. RefSeq names its product hexokinase-2-like. Gene Ontology annotation, cellular component: mitochondrion; cytosol. Lineage: Eukaryota; Metazoa; Chordata; Mammalia; Rodentia; Cricetidae. The record is from RefSeq and is a predicted model, not a curated record. Gene Ontology annotation, molecular function: mannokinase activity; glucokinase activity; ATP binding. Gene Ontology annotation, biological process: glycolytic process; intracellular glucose homeostasis; glucose 6-phosphate metabolic process.